AUGGCCGACCAGAGCCCUGACCAGAAGGUGGAGGAAACGCUGAAGGGGGCAGACAUCAAGCUGCUUCUCAUUGACUUCGACGGCACACUCUUCGUAGACAAGGACAUAAAGGUGCCGAGCGAAAACAUCGAAGCGAUAAAGGAAGCAAUCGAAAGGGGAUACAUGGUUAGUAUAUGUACAGGGAGAUCCAAAGUAGGAAUAUUAAGUGCAUUUGGAGAAGAAAAUUUAAAAAAAAUGAAUUUCUAUGGUAUGCCUGGAGUGUACAUUAACGGAACGAUCGUUUAUGAUCAAAUUGGAUACACUCUCCUGGACGAAACGAUAGAGACUGAUGUGUAUGCAGAGUUAAUUAACUACCUAGUGGAAAAGAAUUUAGUUAAUCAAACCAUUUUCCAUCGAGGAGAGUCAAAUUAUGUCACGGAGGACAACAAGUAUGCAGACUUUUUGCAAAAAAUGUACAGCGAAAAUAGGAGCAUCAUAAUUAGGCACAAUGAAAUGCUCAAAUAUCGAACCAUGAAUAAAUUAAUGAUUGUAUUGGAUCCUUCAGAAUCUAAAAAGGUCAUUUCGAACCUCAAACAGAAGUUCAAAGAUAAGCUAACCAUUUUUACGACCUAUAAUGGACACGCGGAGGUUACUAAGUUAGGUCAUGAUAAAUUUACUGGGAUUAAUUACCUUUUAAAACACUACAAUAUAUCGAAUGACCAGGUGUUAGUUGUGGGGGAUGCUGAAAAUGACAUCGCUAUGCUCUCCAACUUCAAGUACUCCUUUGCCGUUGCCAAUGCUACUGAUUCGGCCAAAUCCCACGCCAAGUGUGUGCUCCCCCUUUCGCACAAGGAGGGUGCCGUGGCCUAUUUACUCAAGAAGGUUUUCAAUUUGAAGAAGUGA
Plasmodium cynomolgi strain B is the source of this 882-nucleotide messenger RNA. RefSeq names its product hydrolase. The transcript has a single exon. Gene Ontology annotation, molecular function: magnesium ion binding; phosphatase activity. Gene Ontology annotation, cellular component: cytosol. Bases 1 to 882 code for a protein of 293 amino acids. The record is from RefSeq and is a predicted model, not a curated record. NCBI's taxonomy places the organism in Eukaryota, Apicomplexa, Aconoidasida, Haemosporida, Plasmodiidae.